AUGAGCACGACGACGCAGGCUGCGGCCGCAUCUCUACCAUCGGUACCCUUACCAACGCCAGACGCUACGGCUGUAUCCCUCGAGAACGCGCCUUCGACGUCCGCCGCCCCAGGGACGACCUCUCAUCCGCCCUCCGCAGAGCCAAUAACAGGCCUGACCCCCGACCAAGUGCUCCAAGAGCUGCAGAAGAGUGGCUUUGUCGAUCAGCUGCGGCGUCAGAUGUAUGAUGCAUUCUCUUCUCCGCCCGCUUCUGCUCCUGUCAUAGCGUCUACCAAGAUCGACGGUGCUGCUUCACUCACUCCUGCUCCGGUCUCAGGCGAGGCUCAAGCUGGCCAGUCCAACCCUAACCCAGACCCUGCUGCAUCAGCAUCAAUCCCGAGUGCUACUCCUUUCGCGGUAGCGUCGAAAGACCCUGCGUCCACAAGCGUACCUUCUCUCACAGCGUCCAUCCCACCAGCAUCCCCUCCACAGCUGGACGUCGGUACCCGCUCCGCUCUGCUUCAGUUCCUCGCGUCGCCUCUUCGCGCCCACCUCGAGCGGCAGCAUGGCAAUCUUCGACUCGCAAGCUUUCGCGAUCAGACCACCACGCUCAUGCAGCUGCUCGAGAGCGAGCCUGUCGAUCACCCGCAGCGGGCGGAGCUGGGCGAGGCGAGCGUGUACGAUUUGCUCUUGAGGCAUGUCGUGAUGCCACCUACCGCGGGGGAGGGCGGGACAGCGGGCAUGUUGGAUCGCAACGGGCGGUUUGGUUGCGAGGCGCAGGCACGGAUCAACGAGACAAUUGCCGAACUCAUGCACCCCACUGCCAAGGUCGACGACGAAGAUGAUGAUGAAGACGAAGAAGGGGGAGCACAGCCAGAAUCCACACGCACCAUGGACGAAUAA
Molecule: messenger RNA, 882 nt
Organism: Kalmanozyma brasiliensis GHG001
Lineage: Eukaryota; Fungi; Basidiomycota; Ustilaginomycetes; Ustilaginales
Exons: 1
Coding region: 1-882 (293 amino acids)
Source: RefSeq, a predicted model, not a curated record